AGUUUCCCAGGAGUCCCUGAAGGCAGCAUGACUUGCUGCGUGUGUUGAUCCCAUAGACGGCCUUCCCUCCACUUCCUGCCUGUUGUAACUUUGCUGUUCACAACACAACAAGACAGCGAGCAGCCUAGCGACGCCUCUCAACUGAUGACCACAGAGCCGUGCAGAACUUGCCAUGACACAACAGGAGCAGCAGGAGUUCAUGGAGAGCCUUGAGGCAGCCCUCUCCUGGAUGCGGGCCGUCCAGGAGAGGCUGAAGGCCAAUGAUAACACCCAGGGGCCCCGUGAUGCCCUGGAGGCCAGACUCAGGGAGACAGAGAAAAUACAUCAGUCUGAGCAUGAAGGUCGUGUGAAGAUGGACAUGGUGCUCGUGGCAGCAGAGAACCUUCUGCAAAGCGGAGAUGAAGAGCUGCGGAGCCACACCCAUGCUAAGCUCAAAGACCUGAAAAGCCUGUGGGAGGAGACCUCCACCUAUAUCAUCCACUGUCACAGUCGCAUUGAGUGGGUAUGGCUACACUGGAGUGAGUAUCUGAAGGCCUACGAAGAGUUUGAGCUGUGGCUGACAAAGCAGCAGCGCAACCUGGAUGUUGGGGUGGAGCACCAAGUGGGAGUGAAAGAGAAGCAGUGGCAGGUGGACCAACAGAGGGUGGUGGUGAGCGAUAUUCAAGCCCAGGCAGCACUGCUGGAGAGGCUGCUGGAUGAAGCAGCUGCGUUGCACAACAGAACUCAGGACCCCAGUGUGGACCCCCAGGCCCAAGAGAGAAUGCAAGAGGGCUACAAUGAUGUCAGAGACAGAGCAGAGGAGCAUUUGUCAGUGCUUCAAAAGAUCGCUGAGGAGCACCAGAUGUACCAAGGCUGCGUUCAGAGGUUCCAGUCCUGGCUGCUGUCAAAAACUAAGGAACUGACUGAUCUGAUGGAGAGGGACGACACACCUGAGGACAAACUCAAAGCCUUACAAGCUCUGGAUGACAGCGUGGCCUGUGAGGAGAAGACCUUGCAGCAUAUUGAAGGUGUGGCAGAAUCCGUCAGGGCCACCACCUCUCCUGCUGGGGCAGAGGUAGUGGUAGAGGAGGCUGAGGAGCUAAGACUGGGCUGGCAGAGGCUGAGGCAGGGCCUGUGUGAGGCAGAGGAGGGUCUGCGCUCAAGCCUGGACUCCCACAGUCAGUAUGUAGCCAGGUGUUUACGGCUGGGAGAAGACAUCAGCCGCCUCAGACUGCUGCUGCAGGGGUUGGACCAGGAACUAGAGGACACCCACAAAUCCAGGGACCACUCUGACCACACAGAGGAACAGAUUGUGGGCCAGUGGAGGAAGUACACGGGUGUGAGGAACACUCUAGCAGGGGAGGAAUCCCAGGUGGAACUUCUUAAAGCUCAACUCAAGGAGCUCUUCAGGUUCUCAGAGGACUCGCGCCACCUUUCUGAUGAUGUCCUAGCUGUUGUGAAAGAGCAUCAAAGUGUGAAAUGCCGAGCAACCAGACUAUGUUCAGAGUCAGAGUCGGGGCUGAGAAGCAUCCUUCAAGACCCACUACUGGUCUAUGCCCAGUGGAGCCACAUGGUUGCUCAAGUGUUGGAGACUUCUGCAGAGGUUACCGACUUCUCCCACAUAGCCAUGCUGGUCCAGAGUAUAGAGCGUCUGCUGAAGGACAGUGUCCAGCUGCAGGAACGUUUCAGUUUGCUGCAGGUAAAGGGGGACCUGCUGGACUCUGUGUUCGGUCUUGAUAGGUCUGAUGGUCUGCAGGGUGAACUGAAUGCUGCCAUCAGGAACAGAGAGCUGCUGCACGCUCAGCUGCUGCAGAGGAAGAGCAGGCUACAGGCCUUAAUUUCAAGAACAAAGGACUUUGGUAACACCUACGAGUUGAUUCAGUCCAAGCUGUCCAGUUUGAGAGAGCGACUAGCGGCAGCUGAUGGCCUCCAGCCUGACAUCCUCGCCAAAAAAAGCCAGUCAGACCAAUUCAGGGUGAUCCAGAAGGACCUGGAGGACUGUGAAGGACAUAUCGUGGUGCUGGAGACUCUGGUCUCCUCCAGUCCAAGCAACAGGACUCAGUUUGAGAAGCUCUGUGGUGAAUGGAAACAUCUGCACAAGGCAGUUAGGGUGAAAGUGAAUGAGAGUGAGGAGAGCAUCGCAGAACAUGAGAGUUUUCACGAACGCCUGCUAAACAUAGAGAAGUGGCUGAUGAUCAUGAAGCAGAAGCUGGAGUCCUUCCACAGCCCCUCAGGAGAAUGGAGCGUAGAGGGCCGCCAGCAUGAAGCCGAGAGAGUACUGGGAGAGUUCCCAGGGAAGGACCUUCAGCUGCACCAGAUGGAGGUCCAGGGUCAGAGAGUUUUGGAGAGGACUUCAGAGGAGGGACAGGUCCACAUUCUUCGAGAUAUAAAGCGAUUAAAAGACUCCUGGCUGGCCCUGUACAAUAUGAGUCUCAAUCUUCACAGGCUGCUCAGCAGCUCCACAGUCCACACAGAGUCUGACUUACCAACAGCGUAUGGAGUCAUGUCUAGCUCUGGACCUGCAAGAGGAGAAAGCCUGGAAGGACAGGCAGGGGAGGGUGCAUGGAUCCAGGACCAUGGUGAAGGUCUCACCAUACUGGCCGGAAAAGGCCACGAGCAUCUCAUUCCCUCACAGACAGUCAUGGACAGUGGUCCCUCUCUUGCAGUAGAUGAAGUCGAUUCCUCUGCUCGGGACAUUCAUAGCAGAGCAGGUAGCCAGGAAACUUCCAAAGGCUCUUUUACUGGAAGCCCUGACAGUCAUAAGUUAACAGGAGGUGACGCUAUCAUCUUGGACGGAGACAAAAGGCCAGCGGUAUCAUCCCUACAGGCCAGCUAUGGUGAGGGGGCAAGAAUGAGCUCUGGAGAAGGUGGCACAGAAGCAGCAGAAGGCCUAAGCUCGAGAGGAGGAGCAUUCAUGCUGUUCAAGAAGGACUCGGCCGAGAUGUCAACACCAGUUCAACACACCAUGGGAAGCAAAGGACACAAAUCCAGGAGGUGGGAGUUUGAGUCCUGGCUGUCAAAACAGAACGAACUCCUCUCGGAGGUGCUCAGCUCCAAAGAAGCAACACUCAGUGCCAAAGAAGUCGAGAUUAGACAAGACACAUUCAAGGCUUUGAGAAACGGAGUGUGCUUUGGUCAGGAGCAGUUUCAGCUGUUGCUGCAGGAGAGUCAGGGCAGUGAAGAUGGUUCUGGAUCAGCAGAAGAUGUGGGUCUGGAGGAACUUCGGUACCGCUGGAUGCUCUACAAGUCCAAGUUGAAGGAUGCGGGAGAACUUAGGUCCAGGACCAGUGCCAAGAGAGUCCUAAGCAAACAAGAAUCUUCAGCAGUGGCAGCAAAGGUACAAAAGAAGCCUGGAUUACUGCAGCGGGUUUGUCGACUGGCUCUUCCUCUGUGGCUCCUCCUCCUCGCUCUGCUGCUCCUGGCCUUCCUGCUGCCCCUCAUGGAUGAAGGAAACAGCUGCUCCCUCUCCAACAAUUUUGCCCGGUCCUUCAACAUCAUGCUCCGUUAUGAUGGACCACCACCCACAUAGGAAACUUCCUGUGACCUAAAGUCACAUUUGAAUUUUCUCCAUAUAGCAGCAUGUGUCUCUGUGAUGGCCCAUGGCUUGUGUAGGAAAUGUUGACUUGAACACUUAAAAUGUCACAUUCCCCUGUGAGAGACCACAAACCAGAACACACAACUCUCAGAUCAAUCUAAAGUUGGUGCAGUUUUGAACUCAUUGUUCCAUCUUAUACUCCUUUUAAAAACUACUCAUGUCACUCUCUCAUAGCUCCUUUAAUCCUCCUUUAUCAUCUCUAUUAUGAUGGACUUCAGUCUGGCAGGAAACUGUUACGUAGAGCACCAGGCACAUCUGCAGAAAACAAACAACAGCAUAUAAUCAUGAUCUGUUCUCUGUGUGUCAGACAACCCAUUAACAAGGAUCAACAAGACAACAAGAGUACAGAUGUCAAAGCUUAUUCUAAAAGUUUCCAGAUAUAGGAACAAGUGGCCACAGAGGGGUCAGUGUACUACAGUUGUAAUUUUAAUACGUCGUUGCCAUUCUGACCUUUUUUAAAAUGUGUCCAGACAAGCGUUCUGUUACUUCAGUGAUCACUAAUGGACUCCAGAUUUGAUCAUCAGUGCCAGCUUACAGAGGCUUCAAUGGCAAUUUAUUGCAGCCUAUUAUGGGUUCUUGUCUGUAGAUUCUCAGUCAUCCAGGUCAUAGUAAUCGUAGCAGCAUCAGUAGAAAUUAUCUGGACUUCUCUUGUAGGUUCUUGAAGACGUUUCACUUUCAUCCAGAAGUUUUCUUCAGGUCUGACUGACAGAUGGAGAUGGAGUGGUUUCCAACAGUUUGAGACGUGAGUUCUGGUCAUUAAUAGGCCAUUAGCCAUGUGAGUUGGAGUGACCUCAAACUCUGAAACUCCCCGAUCAAUCAGUCAGAACUGAAGAAGCCUCUUAGAUGAGAGGUGAAAUGGUGUCAUGAACCUACAAGAGAAGUCCAGUUAAUUUCAACUGAAGCUUCUACAAUUCUAAGUUCUUGUUUCACUUUUUUUUCUUGGAUUUGUUUCAGAUGAUAACAAAGGUUGUUUUUUUGUUUAUCAAAAUAUGUCAGUAAUACAAUGUAUAUUACAAAUAUGAAAUAUAUAAAAUUAUUUAACUUUAAUAAGGAACUUUUGUUACUCAGCAUAUCACUUUAUUUAAACUAUCACAUAUUAACACAGAUUCAAUGAAAUACAUUAAAGCAAUAAACUCCCUUUAUCAUGGUAUUUUAAUGUAUCUCAUAAGACUAGAACGAUACUAUUUACUUGUUGAACCCAAUCAGCGCCCGCAGAAAGAAAAUUAGAGCCUGUAUAGACCUAACAAAGUUAUUAUUCAGAUUUCUAUCGUGCUACUUCACAACAGUAAUGUCAUCUCAUAGCACUUCUCAUAGUCUGGGCAAGACCUUACAAAAUGUUGAACAGAGAACCCUAACAAAUCCAAAGUUCCUCUUGGAUACACUGAGCAGCCCUUGGUGACAAUAAGAAGGAACAUAAAACUCCCCCUUCAGUCAUUUACUACAUUUCUACAUUUGGUUAUUGUGCGCUGUGUCACAUAUAUGUUAUUUUAUUACCAUCUAAGUUGCUUCUUAUAACAGUAUAUUAACCUAUGUUACAAGAAGAUUUUUUAAACCUAAUAUAAUGGUCUUGUGUGAGAACAAGAAAAGUCAUGCGAUUCUAGCUGGUAAAAUGUCAUCAUGUCUUAUAGUGGCAGCCAAACACAGGCUUACACUUCAUCACUUCACGGCUCUGUGUAACUCUUCUUACUGUCAUGAUUACCAAAAAAUAUAAAUUUAAAAUCAUACUUUUACUAUUUAGGGAGACACACAUCUAAACCCAUGAAAUGCCAUUUGCUUUAUGAGAGUCUUCAAAUCCUUAUCAGCUGACUAGAAUUCAUUUUUAGCUGGUGGGAGUUAAAAUGUCUGUGAUUUCACACGGAGACAUCCUAAGCCAAAGUUAGUCUUUCCAUACAUGCAAAUGUGGAACAUAUGCAAGAAGCUCCAAACCAAUGGUUCCAAAAACUGGUGCAGUUUUGAUUAAACUGUCUGUGUUUUCUAGUGGUCCAACUCAGAUGCAACCAGGGUGGAAGCAUGGACUCUGGCCAAGAUUUUCUCUGUGCUUCAGCUAAUGUUGUGCCAAUGCUAUGUAGCAAUAUCGAAUAGCUCGUUUGCAAAAAAAAAAUAAAAUAUACAAUGGUCAGCUUUAUAUUUUAAAAUGUUUUGUUUUGGUACUAGGGGUGUGGCAGUGGCAGUGGUUCGGUGGUUAGCACUGUCGCCUUGCAGCCUGGGAUGUUACUGCAUGGAGUUUGCAUGUUCUCUCAGUGCAUGCGUGGUUGUUUUCUCUGGGUACUCGGGCUUCCUUUAGUCCAAAAACAUGCUGAGGUUAAUUGGUGAUUCUAAGUUUCCAGUGUGUGUGAAUGUGAGUGUGAUUGUUUGUCUCCAUGUGUAGCCCUGUGACAGACUGCUGACCAUAGACUGUAUAUAAAGAUGGACGUAGCAUCUGGCUCCAAAAUUGAAGCCCACCUGGAAGUGUCAAAAACUUGCAAUAUCACGCCGUCCGCUAGGGUUGGCUCCAAAAAGCUUUUGCUCCAUAGACCCCAAUUCAUUUUUGGAAAAAACUAAAUUUGAUAGACUGAUUUUCUACAGCUCAGGAUUUUUUUCCCGUUAGUUUUCAUGGUCAAAAUGAGAGAUCAGGUGGCCGAUCUUAAAAUAAAUCAAUACUGAAUUUUAAAUAAAUCGUUAAAGUUGACGGAGCCAGGGGGCGUGGCUAUACUUGAUUGACAGUCCCAUAGACUGGUCCUGCCCCUAGUUGCUCUCCGGUCCAGCCUGUUUGAUGACGCUUUUUACGUCACUGGCUCCAAAAAAUCCAAAAUGGCGACCAGGAAGUAGCAAAAUCCGGUCUUCAUUUUCUCGGCGGUGAAACCAACGGGUGACGUCACGGUUAGUUCACGCCUGCUGCUGACCUGUCCAGCGUGUCCUCUGCCUUCAGCAUAAGUCAGCUUGAAUAGACUCCAGCCCCCCACAAUCCUAAUGAGGAUUAAGUGGUGUAUAGACAGUCGAUGGAUGUUUUAAUAAUUUUUAAGAUUUUAAGGUUAAAAAAACAACUUGCGUGUUAGCUUUAUAAACCUACUGGAAGUUUACACGUAGAGCAGCUUCACUAUUGCAAAUCAUCCUGCUUUUUGACUGUGAGUUGAGACAGUCUACAGUUAGAAGCUAAAGGAGGACAGUUCAUAUCAGAUAAAUGAACAAGAGAAGACGAAUCAGAAAAGCCUUUAAUGCAGUGAGGUCACACACAAGGAGUUUGACGUGGCGUAAAGAGUUGCAGUACUCAGCAACAACGACAGACUGUAAAAGAAUAAGUAUACAAAUCUAAAUCUGAGAAAUUAAAAAAAAAAAAUGCUACAAGAAGUAUAAAUAUUCAUGUUCGAAAAUCACCAAAUUCAAACCUAGCUCUAAACUUUAGUUAGUUUAAGAGUGCAAACCCAAUCCCAGACAGGAAAGUGUGGACACACAGAUGUGGUCGCCUGAUUCAGUGCUGGAUAAGGCAGUAUACGGGAAGAAUCACAAGCAGUUCAUAGAGGAGGAUCUUCACCGUCAAGACAUUGAACGAUGAUGAUGAUUGAUAUUUUUCCAUGUAGUUCUUUGAAGUAUAACUGACAAAGUUUGUUUUAAUGUUUGUGCAGUAUUUUGACCCAAAUGAAACAAAAACAGGCCUUAUUAUCACAUAGUAAUGUGAAGAUAUUUACAGAUUAUAAACAAUGAAGCCAAAAAAUCUAGAAUUUGUUUUGAAUUCCUUUGAGCAGCACUAGUGGUAAGGAACCAAAAUCCCCCUGUUUUGUAUAAUUAUCCUAGACUUUGGAGACAGAAUCAAUACGGAUCAUUAAAUGACAGUGUAUUACAUUCUGUUCUAUCUUUCAUCUGGAUACAAGUGAGCUGUCGCACAAAGUCACAGUUUAUAAACUACCAUUACAUCAUUUUUUUUCACAGCUGGAUAUUGUUUUAACAUGUAGCUGAAUAACAAUGGAAGCACAUUUUAUAGUACUGUAACUUACAGUAGUAGGAUAACUUAUCGUCACACAUGGACAGAAUAGUCAGUGUUAGAAUCAUAAAUAAAUUACAGAAGUCACCAUUUUCCCCUUAAAUGCACCACAGCAUCUUCUCCUGGACUAUUACAAAUAGAACAACUAGAACAAAUGGAACAAAAGCACUUUGAGAGCACAGUAUUCAACCAUGGGUGUUCAUUCCCCCAUAUGGGAUUGUCAGAAAUGCAACAUAUAUUUUAUCAAAAUGCGGCGUUUGUUAUUAGUUAGAUCAGAAAUCGUGGCGACAUAGAAGGUGGCCGUUUAAUACAGAUGUAAACCAAAUGACCUUGCGCUGAGCCCAGGCAUGUGUUAUGCAUGUGUACGUUAUGUACAGAUCCCGUGACCUAAAUAUGUAGCAGGUAGUGGGAAGUGAUCAUCUCAUAACUCCGCCGUGUUCCUUGGUGAAGUAAUUAGAUAAGUUUUGUUGUCCGUCCCGACAGUGAUAGAAAUUUGACUUUUGACGUGGCUAAAAGGCAGCAGGUACAACUUACAUAAAGACACAUUCAAAGCUAUUUUAAACAGCAGCUACCCAAAUAACUUAAAUGUUUACUAUCCCUUUAUUUUCUGUGCACAUUGGAUUAGUGACAUUGACUGUAAAUUAGGAAGCCAAAGAAAAUGAUUGGUCUUAAAUGAGCAUAGUUCUCAAUACCACAGCAGCAAAGUAGAAUUCCUGAAAUGUGUUUGUUUGACAUCCUGAGAUAUUCCUUUGCUGACAUGAGACAAUUCUGAAGGUAGCAUUUAAUGUUUGAGAGUACAUAUUUAACUAUGCAUGUUAUUUUGUUCUCCUUCACAAAAGAUUAAGAUUUUUGUUUAUAUAUUUCUCCCCUUUUAGCAAAUCAUCCACUAAUACUAAUGAAGGGAAUAGAGUUUUUGUUUUUUAGAACAGUGAUCUGUUCUAGUGGUGUGCUGACAUCACACGCAUAAUUACAACAUUUCUCUGAUAUUACACACUCGGUACCACUUUAUGCCAAAACUACAUAAAGCUCAGUGUAUUUAAGGAGAAAUGUAGCAGAGGGUGAAUGAGAGCAGUUUGGAGACACUGACAAAAAUAAAGGAAACCCAGCUCUGUUCUGAGGUCAGCUGCAAAAAGCCUCAUUUAACAUAAUCAGUGUGAGAAUACAUCUAGGCCCAACUCAGUGCACAGUUCAAACCGUUAGCUAAAGUUAGCAAACGUUGCCUCAGAGAACCAAAAGAAAAUUUAAAAUAUAAACUCUAACUUACUCCUUUGCUUUUGACAACCAACUAUUGUUGAUUAUUGAAAAUAUGGGAUUUUGGUACGAUCACCACAUCCCAAAAUCUGUUUUGUGAAACAGCACACUGAGUGUUUACUGCAGGACAUUCCUGCCUUCAGCUUUACCACUAAUAACUAGCUGCACUAUGCAGUGGAUUGUUGUGGAUUCUUCUUGCCACUAUGUUGAACUACAGGCUGUUACAGGUGUGGCGCUCCAAGUCUUUGCAUUUCUGCAUUAUUUUUUAUAAUAGAAAUCCCACUUUAAUAUUAGCUACUUGUAUCAGUACUCUGUGUUAGCGAGGACUCAGAGCACUCAUCCUUGGUCUGUAAAAAGAAGGACCAGUAUUGAUUCCCCAGCCUGUUCUUGGGUCUGUGGGGUUCAAGCAGUUUUCUUCUGUUCAGUCUGUGCUCCUCGUCUCAACUGUACAACCAAAUCAUGAGACUUUUUUUUGCUUCUCUAAGGUGCUAUUUUGGCUUGCAAAUGAAGACUGGUCUUCCUCACAGUCGAGCUUAAACAAAAAACUGUUAGAAAGCUAUAGGCUUUUUGUGUGUUUUAAUGCCAACUGUCAGUCUUAGCAACUACCUCUUUUAUAGAAGCUCCAAAAUCACUAGCAAUCACUGUUGCAUCCCACCUUCUCUCUCUUCUCUCACCACGCACUCCCAUAAAAAUACACGGAAAUGCCACUACUGCUUUUCCUUCUUUUUGGCUGGGUGCAUGUGUAUUUUUAACUUAUGUUGCUGUGGUAAUAGUUAACAUCUUCAUCUCCUUUCUUAUACAACAGGAGCACUACAGCAUGGCCCUCUUUCAAUGUUAAAUUCAUCUUUUAUUUUUGAAUGAAAGAGUACAGGUGGGGACAUUUGAAGAUUUUAAAGAUGUAACAUUUCAGCAUCACUAGAUUGUCACCGUGUAAAUUAUCCAUAAUAGUAAAACUCCCAUAAAGAACAAGACUGACACUGACAGUCUCAGUACUGUUUUUGGACGUAGCAUGAUCACUAGUUCCUUUCAUUUUGUGCUAGUGCAGAGGACAACAGCCAACUUACUGAGAAAGAGAGGAAACAGAGCCUGGAAUCAACCAAGAGCUGGUGUUAUUACAGGACAUCAGGACAGUCAGUUCACACAUUUGUUGUCAGGACGCAGUGAAACCUGCCAGAAAUUGAAAGGGCGCUACUAUGUAUUUAUGGAUUAUCAUGGCCGUAUCAGGUAUCAGCCUGUAUCAUCAUUAGUGCUGGAAAUCAGCACUGAUUUCUCAGUGUGAUUAAGUUUUGAAUCAGCUCAUCGGGAUUUAAUUUUUAAUGAUUCAGUUAUAUCAAAUACGUACCAGUUUGCUUUAAGUACUACUCAGAACUUCUCGUUUAAAGUUCAAUUUGGCGGGUAUGGAAAUGUUUUAAAUGUAAUUCUUGUCCAAAACUGUGGUGUAUGAGGCUUCCUUAAGCAAAAGUAAUGGAAAAGGUAGUAGUGAAGAAAAUCAUGAUGGUUUGUCAGACCUGGGUUGGGUAGUCAGUAAAUGAUCUUUUUUUUCAUUACACUUGGUGUAUGCUGUUUCUUGCCAAUCUCUGAGGUGAUGUCAAUUCUAUAAAAUGAAAUGAUCCUUUUCAAAUCAUCUUGUACACAAUGCAGGAGUUCAGGUAGCAUUAUAUGCAUACAUAUGUAGGUAGCAUGGCCUUAAAGCAGUGUGUUCAAACACACUGCACAGUCCAUUUACGUACACUUGUACAGACCAUAUUUAUCAUGGCAGUCUUAAGCUUCCCAUAGCUCAUAAUAAUAACUCAUGCAGUAACUAGCUUUAGUGAAACAGUCGCUUAUUGCACUGCUCUACUAUUCUACUGUGCAGGAAAAGCUCACACAAUGCCAGGCUCAUAUCAGACAUUAAUACUGUACCCGUCGAUGCUUUAUGCAACUGAGCAAUAAAAACAGUUGGAAAUAGUAAAAGCCUGAUUAAUGUCAGACAAAAACACUGCAUGCGUCCUUUGAUACCCAUCAAUUCUUUAUGCAACAUAUGAAAUGACUUAAAACUCCUGAGCACAGCUGGUCCUUGAGAAAGGAUUGGAAAUAUUUGCAUCACAUUUUGUUAUUUUCAAAUAUACUAAAUGCCAUUUUUUUGUUGUUGCAUUUUUCAUUCUGAAGAUGAACAGAGAAGUAUUGACAGGUGAAAUAUUCUUUGUGUAAAUUAAUACAAUCAUAAUUGAUCAAAGUUUUGAAGCAGAUUAUUUAAGAGAGAUUAUAUUUAACAAAUGUUUUGUUUUUUUUAUUAUUCAAUUAGAUUGAAUGGAAUGUAUUUUAUUUUGAUAAUGUGAUCUUUUGACAUUGUCUGUGGAGCUCCUGUAUUUUCCAGUGCAUUUAUUCAGGAUCAGAGGAAAAGACACCUUUGGAAUCAGUUUAAGUUACAUUAAAGUGCAUUAAACCCCACCGAUGCGUAAUUUACGGUGAUCUUCAAGAAUGUCAUCAGAUGACAAAUCAUGAAUAUGUACUCAUAAACUGAUAAAGGGGGAUGCAGAUGUGGUGCAGUGUUGGUACUGGCAAACAGACUAAUGCCUUAUUUGGGGUUUUUAUAUUUACUAUUCCAGCUUCAUCCUUAAACACUUUAGUUUACAGUAUCUGCAAAAGUGAACAUGGAGGUACACUUUGUAUAGUUGUACCUUCACUAAAAGACACUCAAUAGUAAGCAGUAAAUUGAAAUUACUCUGACACUUAGUAUUCAUUGUAAUUUCCAGCGUUGUCUGUUUGUCAUCUGUUAAAUGUUGCAUUGUGGGAUUGUCAGCAGAAAGUAGUGUACAUGUCAUUGUAUUUAACUGAAUUGUGGAGAAUGCAUUAUACAUGAAUAUAAAGUGAUUCAGAAGAGAA
Messenger RNA from Acanthochromis polyacanthus (spiny chromis), 11648 nucleotides. RefSeq names its product spectrin repeat containing, nuclear envelope family member 3 (gene syne3). Gene Ontology annotation, molecular function: actin filament binding. Gene Ontology annotation, cellular component: meiotic nuclear membrane microtubule tethering complex; nuclear outer membrane; cytoplasm. Gene Ontology annotation, biological process: nuclear migration. The record is from RefSeq and is a predicted model, not a curated record. NCBI's taxonomy places the organism in Eukaryota, Metazoa, Chordata, Actinopteri, Pomacentridae. The transcript is spliced from 18 exons. Bases 173 to 3508 code for a protein of 1111 amino acids.